AUGGAUUGGUUUGGGAAAGAUGAGAGGGAGAAGGCGGCGGCGGUUGAAUGCGGUUGGAGAACUGGACGACAUUUAUUGGUUUUUAUAAGCAUGGAGGAUAGAGGUCUCAUUUUUACAAACUCCCCACUGGAUCAGUCCGACGUGGAUAGCCGUCGGCAGCCAGAGCGCGGCGGCUCCGCCGCCUCCCCUCAGCCGCAUUUCUCAACUCCUUCUCACUUGCUUUGGGACACCACCAAUGUAAAAACACCUAGGCCAUACCCAAGAAAUCCUAACCCUAUCCCAAGUCUUACCUCUCCUUCCCCGCUCUUCUUCACCGCUUCCAAGAAGACGCCAUACUUAUCUUACUCCACCCCCACUUCUUCCACAUCUCACUCCAUCUUUCGGCGCCAUAAAUCAUCAGUUGCCAUCUCUUCAUCGCGUUCAAAAACGGCGCUCCGGCUAAAGGUUCUCGAGCUUGAGCAGUCCCGGUCUGCUCGUAAGGCGCUUAUCCGCCGUGAGAAGUCUUUGGAAAGAUGCUCGAGGUCCCUCACAGCCUGGAUUAACUUCCUGCUACAAAAUCCCAAGGACUGUGGCUGUAAGAUCGGACCCUGUGCGGAUGAUGGCCAGCCAUUGGGUUCGUUCUCAAAAGGAAAAGGAAAGCGCGAGAGCUUGGACGGUGGGAUUAUUGAAAUUGGAAGAAAUUGGAGAAGCCCAAAACGUCAGCGGGUGCAAACUGAUGCGGUGGUUGAUAUCAACUUGUCCAUGGUGAAGCAGGUGCCUUUUCUGAAGAAGUCGCUUGACAAGGUAUGCAGCUUUGAGGACAUGGUGGAGAGGAUGCUGUGUCACAUGAGCUCGAAAAGCUGCAAUGAAGUUCUGUUGAUGAUGACCCAGGUUUGCAAGAAUAUUGAUGAAGGGAGAUUGAAGAUGAAGUCACAUUGUCCUCUAGUUACUGAUCUUGCUAUCAGGGAGAGGGCAAUCAAAAUACUUCUGUGCUAUAACUCUUUGUGGCUCCAGAUAGGGUUGCAUAUUCUUUUUGGAGGCGACUCGCUGUUGGUUCAUGAUGGAGAUCAAGAUGAACACUUUCUCAAAGAAUUCAUUGAGAAACACUUCCUUACUCAUGCGGGUAUUGUUAGAACGCAUGCUUUGAAUAAGUUGGUUGGCGGCCUUUACAGGCCAGGUUACUAUGAAGCUUUAGGAAGUGUAAUUUUGAAAAGAUUCUUUUUACUUGUGAUUUCACUUGAUAAAUCAAAAUGUGAGAGCAGUCUUCCAAUUAAACAUGGAAUUGAUAGCAUUGAUGGGGGUUCUCCACUUUUAUUUGCUCGUCACUCUCCCAUUAAAUCAAGCCGCCAAAUUAUCCAUGAGUUCUUGGCCGAUUCAAUGCAUGGAGAAGGUGAUCUUCUUGCCCAUCUUGUAAUUUUGGGAUGUAAGGUUAAUCAUCAACAGUCCCCGUUCUGUGAAUUUGAAUUCAAAGUCAAAAAUAUAUUUGAAGAUCUUCAGGAUGGCAUAUUGCUGUGCAGAAUGGUUCAACUUUUACAAUGCAAUCAAACAAUUUUCUCAAAAUUAGUUUCACCUGAUACCCCAAAAAAGAAGCUGCAAAAUUGUAGUACAGCCAUGCAAUACCUCAAAGAUUCUGGAGUUCAUAUGCUGGAUUCAGAUGGUGUUAUGCUUACUGCAACAGAUAUUGCUAAUGGGGAUAAGGAGCUUACUUGUUCCAUCCUAUGGAACGUGUUUGUCCAAUUACAGGUACCGUUACUUAUCAACAGGACUACAUUGCUCAAGGAGAUUGUAAAGAUUAAGGGUUUUGAUGUGGAAUACUUGAAGUACAAUUCUAUCAAUGAAAUGAACCUGCUUCUUCAUUGGAUCCAGGCAAUUUGUGCUACACAAAAUAUAGAAGUCCAAAGUUUUUCUUCUCUGACUGAUGGAAGGGCUUUGAUCUGUUUGAUCAAAUCUUAUUUUGGAAAUGAUAUUCAUCAAUUACUUUUUGAAAAGGAAAAUGAGGAUGAAUACAAUGAUGAUAGGAUCAGGAAGCUUGAUUGCCUCUCUCCCACUCUUGUUGAUAUUGCUAUUGUCCAAAGUGUUACUACGAUGUUGGGAAAAUCUCCUGAGAUCUUGCAUUUGUGCGACAUAUUUGAUGAAGGUGCCUACUUUGAUGAAAGAAGUGCAGUGAUUCUUCUUGUUUUCCUCGCUUCUCGAUUGAUAACCAGUGAUAAAUUGGAUAUAGUGAAUUCAUUUAGAUUUCCACAGCAAGCCUGUCAGAGUCCACUGCGUGGAUGCUCAUCCAUUUCUCGGUUGUUCCAUUUACAAAGUGACCCUCAUAGACCUAAAAAUAAUUUGAAAGAAUUAUUUUGUCUGCAUAAUAAUGAAGGUUUUGACAGAUAUACAGUUAAAGGAAGUUCUGCAAGAGUUAUACAAACUCGAUUCAGAGGAUUUAUUGAAAGGAGAAAUUUUUUGAAGAUGAAGAUGUCUACAAUUCUCCUCCAAUCUGUUGUGAAGGCAUGGCUAACUGCCAGAUUUGAAACUUAUUCAGAAUAUGGCACACCGGCCUGUUCUGCUCUGCCUUCAACAAAUGGAAUAUAUGACAGAUAUCUCACGUUCUUCAAAGAGAGGCAUAGAUUUUGUAGAACAAGAAAAGCAGUCAUUCUAAUUCAACGAUUUGUGAGGGCGUGGUUUCGAAGGAAGCUCCAUACUGUGAAUUUUAUGAAGUCAGAAUUUAAUGCAACAGAAAUCCCUGGAGAAAUAAUUGUCUCAUGCUCCUGUUGCCACAAUAUUAGCCCUAGAGAUUUCACUGCGUUUGAAAAUAUUGAAAAACGAGCUACAAUGAGUGAAGGAAACAAAACUUUUGAGCUACAAUUGUGGGCAGCUACUAAGAUACAGGAAGUUUGGAAAAAUUUUGUGCCUUACAUGCACUCUAAGAGAAGCUCUGCUGCGAUAAAAAUUCAGUCUCGAUGGCGUUGCUGGUCAAACCGAAAAAAUUACCUUCGCCAACUUGAAGCAAUCCAAAUAAUUCAGUCAGCCUUCCUAUGUAUGAUGAAUCGGAAGGUGUUUCGACAGAAACACAUUGCUGCCAAUGAAAUUCAAAGAUUUAUUAGGGGGCAAAUUGCACGAACCAAGCUUUUAGGUGCUUCUAACCAUCAAUUCAGAAUGUUACAUCAAAGAUCUUAUGAUGUGAUUACUCACGGUUUUGUGAACAAUGUUGAGCUGAGAAUCGUUAUCGGUUCCGUUAUAAAACUGCAAAGAUGGUGGAAGCGAAUUUUGUUGCAUAAGUCCACGAUGCAUGCAGCAAUCUCAAUUCAAUCUUCUUUACGUGGUUGGAUUGCACGGAGUGCUGCUGCUAAGAGGAAGCAAAACAUUUGUAUAAUUCAGAGAUUAUGGAGAAAUAUCCUACUUAGUAGAAGAAAAAAGAGUUCUGUUAUUGUCAUACAAGCUUGUAUUCGUGGUUGGAUUACUGGCCUGGCUGUUGCUCACAAAAAAUAUUGUAUUCUCAAGAUCCAAAGAUGGUGGAGAAAUAUCUUAUUUCUAAGAACAAGAAAAGCAUCUGUAUUAACUAUUCAGGCUCAUGUACGUGGCUGGAUAGCUCGUCGAAAAGCUGCUCGAAACAAGCAUGGUAUUGUAUUAAUUCAAUCUUAUUGGAAGGGCUUUCUAAUAAGAAAACAGUCAAGGCCUCAGUUGCUUAACCUUCGACACAGAAUGAAACUGUCUGCUGCUAAUGUGAACGAUGAGAUGCGACUUAUUAAUAAAUUAGUCGUUGCACUUUCAGAGCUACUUGGCCACAAAAGUAUCAGUAAUAUUCGUCAUACUUGUUCAACUCUUGACAUUGCAACCGAACUCUCUCAAAAGUGCUGUGAAACACUAGUGGAUGCUGGCGCUAUUGACAUUUUACUAAGGCAAAUUCAGUUGCUAAACCGGGGUAUUCCAGAUCAAGAGGUUUUAAAGCAUGUUCUCUCCACUCUCAGAAAUAUUGUUCGCUAU
Phalaenopsis equestris is the source of this 3948-nucleotide messenger RNA. RefSeq names its product abnormal spindle-like microcephaly-associated protein homolog. Gene Ontology annotation, biological process: spindle organization; establishment of meiotic spindle localization; mitotic cell cycle. NCBI's taxonomy places the organism in Eukaryota, Viridiplantae, Streptophyta, Magnoliopsida, Asparagales, Orchidaceae. Gene Ontology annotation, cellular component: spindle pole. The record is from RefSeq and is a predicted model, not a curated record. The annotation marks the transcript as partial. The transcript is spliced from 19 exons. Gene Ontology annotation, molecular function: protein binding.